CAUCACGCUUCCCUAAAGCUGGCUCAUCUCUUCUCAUUCAUCCAUCAAGCUUUCUUCACCUAGUUGCCGUUUUGCCAAACAGCCCCGUUUUGUCUCUCCGAUCACCAAAAUUCCAUACAAAGAAAGAAAUUGAUGGUUUGGAAUUCGAAAUUAGGGUAUUGUGAAGAAGGAGGACAUGGAUUUGUAUACGAAGCUCAAGGGUGGUACUGCAUGGCGGAAGCAGAUGCGUAAGCUUGCUGUUUCACUUGGCCUCUCUAAUAAAAUGCCUGUGUUCGGUGUGCGAUUUGACGGUCUGAUAAUGGAAAUCAGCAAGCAUUCGGGAAUGGAGGACGGGGAUUUUGUGGUGGAGACUUGCAUUACACAUACUCUACUCCCGGCAUUAACGCUUGAGAAGGGAUUAGAGAGUAUCAAAGAUGCUGUGGGGAAGUUGAAGCUGAAUCUUCCUUCUACCUCCAAUGGGUUCUUUCGGUCUCAGGUACUGGAAAAUUCCGUAUGUGAUUUUCAUUUCACAUACUAUGUCGUUUCACUUUGCUGUUUUGAUACUAUGUCGUUUUGUUUGGUUUUCAUUUCAUAUGUGAUUCUGUGAGGAUUUCUAAAGGUCGCUGUGCCUUCCAGUACGAAAGCUUUGGAUUAGUUUGCCUGUCAGUCAGAGUCUUGCGAGGUUUUCCCUCUGUUUUUAUGUCAAAGGAAACAGAAAAUCGUGAUUGUAUGUGAAUGAAACCGUUGGAAUUUUUGGAAUUGGGUCUGCUGUUCACUUUACACAGAGUUCUUCUUCUAUCUCAAGAGAGAAG
Ziziphus jujuba (common jujube) is the source of this 791-nucleotide messenger RNA. Its product is annotated as protein PHYLLO, chloroplastic-like. Lineage: Eukaryota; Viridiplantae; Streptophyta; Magnoliopsida; Rosales; Rhamnaceae. The transcript is spliced from 2 exons. The record is from RefSeq and is a predicted model, not a curated record. The coding region runs from base 176 to 586 and encodes 136 amino acids.